Vicia villosa (hairy vetch) is the source of this 1048-nucleotide messenger RNA. RefSeq names its product small ribosomal subunit protein eS4z-like. Gene Ontology annotation, cellular component: ribosome; cytosolic small ribosomal subunit. Gene Ontology annotation, biological process: translation. Gene Ontology annotation, molecular function: RNA binding; structural constituent of ribosome. The record is from RefSeq and is a predicted model, not a curated record. Lineage: Eukaryota; Viridiplantae; Streptophyta; Magnoliopsida; Fabales; Fabaceae. The coding region runs from base 78 to 875 and encodes 265 amino acids. The transcript has 5 exons.
CACGUCGUCACUUCAGUCUUCAAUCUCCUCAUUGUUGCGCCGAUAGGUUUCCGGCUGCUCAAUUCCCAACUCACAACAUGGCGAGAGGUUUGAAGAAGCAUUUGAAGAGGCUCAAUGCUCCCAAGCAUUGGAUGCUUGACAAAUUGGGUGGUGCUUUUGCUCCUAAACCCUCAUCUGGACCCCACAAGUCAAGGGAAUGCCUUCCACUCAUUCUCAUUUUGCGAAACAGGCUCAAGUAUGCUUUGACAUACCGUGAGGUUAUUGCCAUUCUCAUGCAACGCCAUGUCCUUGUUGAUAACAAGGUCAGGACUGACAAGACCUAUCCAGCUGGAUUCAUGGAUGUUGUCUCUAUUCCUAAAACAAAUGAGAACUUCCGUCUGCUCUAUGACACUAAAGGCCGUUUCCGUCUUCACUCAGUUAGGGACGAUGAGUCAAAGUUCAAGCUUUGCAAGGUUAGAUCAGUUCAAUUUGGGCAGAAAGGUAUCCCAUACCUCAACACCUAUGACGGUCGCACCAUCCGCUAUCCAGACCCAGUCAUCCGGGCCAAUGACACCAUCAAGCUAGAUCUCGAGGAAAACAAGAUCGUCGAUUUCAUCAAGUUCGAUGUCGGUAAUGUUGUCAUGGUUACUGGUGGUAGAAACAGAGGCCGUGUUGGUGUCAUCAAGAACAGGGAGAAACAUAAGGGAACCUUUGAGACCAUUCACGUUCAGGAUGCUACUGGUCACGAGUUUGCAACCCGUCUGGGCAAUGUCUUCACCAUCGGUAAGGGUACUAAGCCAUGGGUAUCUCUUCCUAAGGGUAAGGGUAUUAAGCUAACUGUUAUCGAGGAGGCUAGGAAAAGGGCUGCUGCAGCUCAACAAGCCAUUGCUGCUUAGAUCUCUUUUGAAUGAAUUUAUAAUAGACUUGAGUGUUUGGUAGUUUUAUUGACGCUUUUGGUUUCUUAUGUAUUUUGUCUUGAGAUUUUAUUACUUGAAUUUUGACUUGUUGCUCUAUGCAACUUUUGUUGUGCAUGCUAUAUUUAUUCUUGAAGGAAUCUUUUCAUUCCCUA